UUUUUCGAUAAUUUGCCAAUGUGAUUUUUGCAUGUUUUGGCGAAACUUUAUUAAUUGUGGUUGAUUCGGAAACUUAAAAAUGAAUAGCUUAGCGUUAAAUAUGUUAGUGAGAGAAAUUAGUGAGGAAGAAAGGCAACAAACAAACGCGCAACGAGUGGCGAGGAGGAAACUGCGCGACUUGAUGAACCCCUUGGAGUUGCCUCAACCUUUAUUUGAAAAGUAUUUCAGGUUGAAUAAACCGGCGUUUGAAUACUUGCUAGAAGUGGUAACGACUCAUACACAGCCAGGUAGGAAGCAGUUUGCUGUUACACCUAUAGUGAAGUUGAGCACCUGUUUGCGCUUUUUUGCGGAAGGUGGUUAUCAGACGGGUGUGGGAAAAGACCACGACGUUGGACUAGCGCAGUCUAGUUUCUCCAAAGCACUCGCCGACGUGCUACGUAUAUUUGAGACGUAUCUGUGCCCACGGUGGGUACAGUUUCCAGUGACAGCGGAAGAAAAAAGCCAAAUGCGACUGCUUUUUUAUGUUAAACAUAAAAUUCCAGCUGUUGUCGGUUGUGUAGAUGGAACACACGUUAAAAUAAUCGCACCAUCCGAAAAUGCUCACCUGUACUACAACAGAAAAGGAUACUACAGUUUGAAUUUUAUGUUGGUGUGUGACCAGGAACUAAAAAUUCGCUACGUCGAUGCUUCUCAUCCGGGUACUAGUCAUGACUCGCUAUUUUGGAACGUUAGCGAUUUACGUUCACAUUUUGAGACCGAAUUUUAG
Messenger RNA from Rhagoletis pomonella (apple maggot), 766 nucleotides. Its product is annotated as putative nuclease HARBI1. Lineage: Eukaryota; Metazoa; Arthropoda; Insecta; Diptera; Tephritidae. Bases 80 to 766 code for a protein of 228 amino acids. The record is from RefSeq and is a predicted model, not a curated record. The transcript has 3 exons.